ACCACGUUCUCACUAAUUAACACGGUUAGAUGAUAUCUCGUCUGCACUAUAAUAGACCGUCAUAAUAUCACCGGCUGCUGGGAAGAUCGACAGUACAAUGCUCAGCUGGCGUGACCGAUUAACAUAGUGUCAAAGGAUAAAUUUAACAAUAUAUGCGAAAGCAACUUCAAAAUGCAGCCAGUUUCUGAAUUCUACACCGAUAAGGGUAUCUUCAUAACUGGAGGUACAGGAUUUGUGGGCAAAGUUCUGAUAGAGAAACUGUUAAGAUGUUUUCCUGGAAUAAAAUGUUUAUAUUUACUGACGAGGCCAAAGAAAGGGCAAAAUGUCCAGGAGAGGCUGGAACACAUUCUGCAAUGCAAGUUGUUUGACAGGCUCCGAGAGGAACAGCCAAAUUUUACUCAGAAAAUCGUCCCAGUACAAGGCAACAUGCUUGAGCAUGAACUAGGGAUAUCCAAUGCGGAUUUAGAAAAGAUCCAAAAAGAAGUAUCCAUUAUAUUUCACUCAGCUGCUACUCUCAAAUUUGAUGAACCUUUAAGAAUAGCGGUUGAAAUGAAUGUGAUUGGGGUUAGAAAAGUAGUGCAUUUAGCCAAGCAGUUGCCAAAUUUACAGGCAUUUAUCCACGUGUCGACAGCCUAUUCGAACUGUGAGCGACCAAUGAUAGAAGAACUAGUCUACCCAUCAGUUGUAAGCCCCGACCAGAUCAUAGAUGCCAUCAGUUGGAUGGAUGAUUCACUAGUCAAUGCCAUGACACCUUAUCUCCUCAAAGAGAAACCAAACACAUACACAUUCACCAAACAUCUUGCGGAAGUGCUUCUCACAGAAGAGGCAACUGAUUUACCAGUGGCCAUUGUUCGACCUUCAAUCAUUGGAGCAGUAUGGAAAGAUCCUCUCCCUGGCUGGAUUGAUAGUUUCAAUGGUGCUGCUGGAUUAUAUGUAGCGACUGGGAAGGGUCUACUGAAGUCUCUCCAUUGUGAACUAGAUGCAAAAGCGGACAUCGUACCAUGUGACAUGGUUGUGAAUAUGCUUGUCAUUACUGCAUGGCACACAGCAAUCAACAAACCCAAAAAGAUAAACAUCUACCACUGCACAACGGGGACCUUGAACCCAUUCACAUGGGGAGAAGUUGGGAAUGUUGUGACAAAGUUCUUCAAGAAAAACCCCUUGGAUUCGGUAUUCAGAAGACCAAACCUUGUCAUGACUUCAAGAAGCUACAUUCAUGAUUACUGGGUUGUUGUGUCUCAUUUGAUUCCGGCAUACAUAGCCGACCUGGGAUUCAGAAUGGUUGGCAAGAAACCAAGGAUGGUACAUAUCUACAAGAAACUGCAUAAAGUGAUAGAAACUCUGAAUUUCUUCAUCACCCACGAGUGGCACUGGUCAUACAACAGUCUGGAUGUCCUGCAUUCCAGCAUGUCCACAGCUGAGAAGAGCUCAUUUUAUCUUGACCCAAGGGCUAUCGACUGGCAUCAUUACAAUGACACGUUCUGUUUUGGUGCGAAAAAGUUCAUUCUCAAUGAAGAUGAAAAUGAAAUUCCUGCAGCCAGAGCAAAUUUGAAGAGACUUCGAAACAUUCGCUACUGCUUCAACACGCUAGUUGCUGUGACCCUUUGGAGGGUUUUGGUUGCAAGGUCACAACUUGCUGGAAAUUUGUGGUAUUUGAUCCUCGGACUGGUCUUCAAGUUUGUGCGCUUCUUGAAAAUCAGCAGCACACUAGCUGUGCAGAAAUCAACUGAUGCACUGAGGCGCUGAGUUGACCAACCAGAUGGCAGCAUAAUCAGGCAAAAAUUAUUAUGAAGUGUUUGAUGGCCAGUUGGGCGGUACCAUCAAGUGUCAUUACAAAGUAGCAACUAUUAAGUAUAGAUUAUAGGUAAUCUGUACUUGCCACUCUGAAUGAUGUAUGUAAAGCAUGAUCGAGGUCAUAUUUACAAUGUAGGCUUAGUUCUUCUGGAGUAUUAUGUUAAUUUCUAGCAGUUUGUUAAUUCAUUUAACACCAGCUCUCAAUUACUUUAAACCACCAAAUUUUCGUGAUAACCAAAGAUUUCUGACAAGAAAAGAUUAUCACCAUUUUCAUUUUGGCGGAUUACAAAAUUUCCUGCAUAUAUGUACUGAUGGUGGUGGUGUUGCCAUUGUGGCUAAUCGGAAAAUUUGCAAAAGCUCUGAUUCUAGGAGGCGGUGAUAAUAUAUCUUUCUUAAGAUGACUAGUCCGACAACUUCAUAUCAGGAGAUAGGAGGCAGUUCCUUUGUGGUAAAAUUAUCAGCCUUAGCUUUUGAAAUCUGGCUGUUGGUUUAUGCCUGUAUUUGAAUUUGCAUCUAAAAUUAAGUUCUUAUUUAUUUGAGGAUUUUCAAAGACUGUAAACAUGGUAAACUACCAAAUUUGUGCAGGCAUUUUUAUUUUCACUCAAUGCAAUAUUAAAAAGGUGCAGAGAUUUGGGUGAUAACAGUAACAUGCCAACAAAUUAUGAAAAACGGCUGCAUAACUCAAAAAACAAUGGGGGUGAAAACGUGACAGUUUUGUUUUUGUAUAUAUUUUCAUUUACUAAAAUAUAGUGAGUCUUGGUGCUUGAUAUAGCAAGAUGAAAUUUUCUUUACUGAAUAAGCUGGGCCAACAUAUUUACCCUCCCAGGUACUUUAAUUUUUCAUAUCGCUACUUAUGAAAUAUUUAGAAAAGAGGCAAGGAAACUAAAUAUAGUAGGUAAAUAUUAUGUAACUCCUCCAAUCUGGUUUUGGUUUAUAUGGAAACUGCAUUGUUAACUCAUGAUUUCAGCCAUGCAAUGGUAAGGUAGAAAGAGAAACUCGUGUUUAACCUCAGACUAUUUCAAGCAUCUCGGAACAAAUAUGUCUUUGUUUUGUUUUAUAGCAUAUAUUUACCAUAAUUGAGAAUUAGGUCAAAAGGUGGAAAUGCCCACUACAAACUGUAAAAUGUGGAGUUGCAGCCUUUUACGCUGUUACCAUUGCAUGGUUGACCUUGGUUGGAAAGAUUUGCAAAAAAUGGUAAUGUGCUCGACUUUCAAAUGUGCUCUUGAUUCUAUUAUAAAUUUCAUCUGUCAUUUGCCUUCAUUUUAUAAGUUAUAUGGUAUGUAUUUCAAUCUCCACAACUGGUUAUCCAUCCUCUUGGUGUCUUGUCCAACCCAAAAGCAGAGGAUGUUUACGAGAGUUUUUCUCUUAUUGAUACUUAUUUAUGAAAAUAAUGAGCUGAGUAUAUAUACCAAUAGGCCUACUGUGAGAGAGUUAUCAAACUGAGUACAGUGUCAAUUGGAAUGCUUUGUCUCAAUUUAGGUGUAAGGACUAAGGAGGACUUCUCCAGCUGAUCUUUGAUUCAUUUUAUUCUUGAUGUUGUGUCAGCUAUGUGGAUUAAUUCCCUAAUUAGUGCUAAUUAGUGCUAAUUAGCCCCCCCCCCCCCCAAAUUGUAAGUGACCAAAUACAAUGCUACAAAUAGAACAAAAAGAAAAUUUCAGCAUAAUAUAUUUUCAAUUAAAAAAGAGAAUUUGAUAGAACUUA
Molecule: messenger RNA, 3495 nt
Organism: Lineus longissimus
Lineage: Eukaryota; Metazoa; Nemertea; Pilidiophora; Heteronemertea; Lineidae
Product: fatty acyl-CoA reductase 1-like
Exons: 12
Coding region: 172-1746 (524 amino acids)
Biological process (GO): long-chain fatty-acyl-CoA metabolic process
Cellular component (GO): peroxisome
Molecular function (GO): alcohol-forming very long-chain fatty acyl-CoA reductase (NADP+) activity
Source: RefSeq, a predicted model, not a curated record